CUGAUAACAGCUUCUGAGUUUACAUAACAUACUUGUUAAAUGAAACACUAAUUUAUAGAGACACAUGUAUUGUAGAUGGAAUAUGGCAACGACAUACACCUUUCUUCUCAUGGGAUUCUUAUACAUGUUUACUGCUAAUGCUGCAUUGUCAAAAAGCCAUUUUGGAAAGCAAUUCUAUAUUGGGAUGACUGCUGGUAGUACCUCAACACUAGAUUUCCAAAUCGAUAUUGCAUCAAAAGAAAAUGGGAACAUGUACCUCGACAUUCCAUAUUUGAACAUACAUCGGAACCAAAGCUUGUCAAAAGGAGAUACCACUCUGACGGUUAGUAAUGCAUUGAUUCGUGGUGGAACAUUUACAGAAAACCGUGGUAUAUACUUGAGUACAGAUGUACCCGUGGCAGUAUAUGUGACAUGGAAAUCUUUUUCUACUGUGACGGAUACUUACUUAGCAUUACCUUUGUCUUCAUUAGGAACACGAUACACUGUUGCUUCUUAUGACCCUUGCCCCCCGUCAGCAGCUGCAGAUUGUACCCCUGAACGAUCUACAAUGAUGAUAAUCGGUGCACAUGAUAAUACAACAGUUAAUGUGACUGACGGUAACAACAGAAUCACUAUAGUAAGAUUAGAUUGUCAAGAUGUUCAUCAGCUGUCAAGUCAAACAGACAUUUCUAAUACGACUGUAUGGUCAGAUAAGCCUGUAACAGUUAUAUCAGGAACUUCAUGUGCUUUCGUUCCCCAUAGUAUUUUUUUCUGUGAUAUGCUCUUGGAACAAAUGAUACCGCCAUCUGCAUGGGAUAAAUAUUACAUUGUUCCUCCAAUUUUCCCAAAGCUAGGAUUUCUACUGAAAGUAUUUUCUAUCAAAGAUCACGGUAAUACGACAUUUUGUCUUACAAACAUUUCACAAACACUUUGCAGCCAACCUUUAAAAAAAGAAUAUUUAAUGGGAACCGAGCCAGUACUGAUCACUUCAAAUGCUUCCAUAAACGUUGUACAAUAUGGUGUUGGUCAGAAGUAUGACAGCAUUGAUGGUGAUGGAUUUAUGACCGUGAUUCCAGGCAUAAAUAAUUAUCUGAACAGUUAUUAUUUCGUAAUUCCAAACAUUUAUUCUUCUUUUGAAAACCGUCUGUCCAUUGUUGUACCAUCUACGUACGUUGGAGGUCUCCGCUUGGAUGGAUUGUCAUUGGUGCCGGAGAAAACGUAUUCAGUUCCAGAUCCGUUUUCUAAUUAUACCAUAUUAAUCAUUAGCAUUACAGCUGGAUAUCAUGAGCUGACGCACACUGAUACGAACGUCGUGUUUGGAGUUAUUGCUUAUGGACUCGGAUAUCAUAUUGGAUAUGGUUUUCCCGUUGGAUUUGGGUUAUCAUUAGGUAUAGGUACAACUUCAUAUUCAAGGAUUAAAUAA
Messenger RNA from Mercenaria mercenaria, 1402 nucleotides. RefSeq names its product IgGFc-binding protein-like. The coding region runs from base 65 to 1402 and encodes 445 amino acids. The transcript has 3 exons. The record is from RefSeq and is a predicted model, not a curated record. Lineage: Eukaryota; Metazoa; Mollusca; Bivalvia; Venerida; Veneridae.